AUGCUUCUCCGCUGCAGUUUACUGAAUGGAGAGUGCCGCAAUCUGUGUGAGAAGGGUUUCGACAGAAUUGGCUCCAUCAGAGUAGAGUGUGGACCCUGGGUGGGUUAUGAGCAGCAGAGCUUUACUGGUGAGAUGUUUAUGCUGGAGAAGGGAGAGUACCCCCGCUGGGACACCUGGUCCAACAGCUACAGGUGUGACCGCUUCAUGUCCGUCAGGCCCGUCCGAAUGGAUCCCCAGGACCACAAGAUUUGCCUGUAUGAGUGUAUGAACUUUGAGGGUCGUAAGAUGGAGGUGUGCGAUGAGGAUAUUCCCAGCCUGUGGUCUUAUGGUUUCCAGGACCGUGUUGCCAGUAUCCAGGUCACUGGUGGAACUUGGGUGGGUUACCAGUACCCCGGUUACCGUGGCUACCAGUAUGUGUUUGAGAUGGGCCCUUACAAGCACUGGAACGAGUGGGGCGCCCACCACCCCCAAAUCCAGUCCAUCCGCAGGGUGAGGGACAUGCAGACGCAUCGCAGAGGCUGCUUCGAGAUGACCGCAUAG
This is a messenger RNA of Myripristis murdjan (pinecone soldierfish), 540 nucleotides long. Its product is annotated as beta-crystallin B1-like. NCBI's taxonomy places the organism in Eukaryota, Metazoa, Chordata, Actinopteri, Holocentriformes, Holocentridae. The transcript is spliced from 5 exons. Bases 1 to 540 code for a protein of 179 amino acids. Gene Ontology annotation, molecular function: structural constituent of eye lens. The record is from RefSeq and is a predicted model, not a curated record. Gene Ontology annotation, biological process: visual perception; lens development in camera-type eye.